This is a messenger RNA of Globicephala melas (long-finned pilot whale), 12009 nucleotides long. It is a transcript of the gene GPR161, whose product is annotated as G protein-coupled receptor 161. Gene Ontology annotation, cellular component: recycling endosome; plasma membrane. Gene Ontology annotation, biological process: G protein-coupled receptor signaling pathway. The record is from RefSeq and is a predicted model, not a curated record. Gene Ontology annotation, molecular function: G protein-coupled receptor activity. Lineage: Eukaryota; Metazoa; Chordata; Mammalia; Artiodactyla; Delphinidae.
GCUGGUGGCGGGGCGGCGGGAGGAGCGAAGCGGGUCUCGGCGGGGUGAAACCCGAAACCUCCGGUCCCCGAGCGCGGCCGGGAGGAAGGAAGCGGCGGCGGCGGCCGAGGCGGAGAGGCGGCCAGGCGGGGCCCUGAGCUGCCGCGGCGUCGGCUCUCGGGUCUUUUUCAAUGCAGAAAUAAAUGCUCACCCAGUCUGGAAAUACAGUCGUCCAGCAUGCUCUGCCCACCCCCCGCCGAGGCGCACUGACCAUGAGCUUCAACUCCUCCCUCAGCCACAGGAAGGAGCUGAGUAACCUCACCGAGGAGGACGGUGGCCAAGGGGGCGUCGUCGUCACCGAGUUCAUCGCCAUUGUCGUCAUCACCAUUUUCGUCUGCCUGGGCAACCUGGUCAUCGUGGUCACCUUGUACAGGAAGUCCUACCUCCUCACCCUCAGCAACAAGUUCGUCUUCAGCCUGACGCUGUCCAACUUCCUGCUGUCCGUGCUGGUGCUGCCUUUCGUGGCGACCAGCUCCGUUCGGAGGGAAUGGAUCUUCGGCGUGGUCUGGUGCAACUUCUCGGCCCUCCUCUACCUGCUUAUCAGCUCGGCCAGCAUGCUCACCCUCGGGGUCAUCGCCGUCGACCGCUACUAUGCGGUCCUGUACCCCAUGGUGUACCCCAUGAAGAUCACAGGUAAUCGAGCCGUGGUGGCGCUCGCCUACAUCUGGCUUCACUCCCUCAUCGGCUGCCUGCCACCUCUGUUUGGUUGGUCAUCGGUGGAGUUUGACGAGUUCAAGUGGAUGUGUGUGGCUGCGUGGCACCGGGAACCUGGCUACACCGCCUUCUGGCAGAUCUGGUGUGCCCUGUUCCCCUUCCUGGUCAUGCUGGUGUGCUAUGGCUUCAUCUUCCGCGUGGCCAGGGUCAAGGCACGCAAGGUGCACUGUGGCACCGUGGUCCUUGUGGAGGAGGACGCGCACGGGAACGGGAGGAAGAACUCCAGCACCUCCACCUCUUCCUCGGGCAGUAGGAAGAACGCCUUUCAGGGCGUGGUCUAUUCGGCCAACCAGUGCAAAGCGCUCAUCACCAUCCUGGUGGUCAUUGGGGCCUUCAUGGUCACUUGGGGCCCCUACAUGGUCGUCAUCACCUCUGAGGCCCUCUGGGGGAAGAACUAUGUCUCCCCAACCCUGGAGACCUGGGCCACUUGGCUGUCCUUUACCAGUGCCGUCUGCCACCCGCUGAUCUAUGGACUCUGGAACAAGACGGUUCGCAAGGAACUACUGGGCAUGUGCUUUGGGGAUCGGUAUUACCGGGAACCGUUUGUGCAGCGGCAGAGGACUUCCAGGCUCUUCAGCAUUUCCAACAGGAUCACAGACCUGGGCCUGUCCCCACACCUCACGGCACUCAUGGCAGGCGGGCAGCCCCUGGGUAACAGCAGCAGCACGGGGGACACCGGCUUCAGCUGCUCUCAGGACUCAGGAACGGAUGUCGUGCUGCUCGAAGACUUCACGUCUGAUGACAACCCUCCCUCCCACACUUGCCCACCCAAGAGGAGGAGCUCAGUGACGUUCGAAGAUGAAGUGGAACAAAUCAAAGAAGCCGCCAAGAACCCUGUUCUUCACGUGAGAGCCGAAGUGCACAAGUCCUUGGACAGUUACGCAGCCAGCUUGGCCAAAGCCAUAGAGGCUGAAGCCAAAGUCAACUUAUUUGGGGAGGAGGCGCUGCCUGGGGUCUUGCUUGCCGCACGGACCGUCCCCGGGGUUGGCUUUGGGAGCCGCCGAGGCAGCAGAACUCUCGCGAGUCAGAGGCUGCAGCUGCAGAGCAUCGAAGAGGGGAACGUUCUAGCCGCGGAGCAGACGUGAGGGUGGAUGCCCUCAACACACACUGGUGUGCAGCCAUCAGAAAAAACACUGAACACAAUGUCUGUAAGUGACUUCCGUGUCUCUGUGAGACCACACGUGGGCUUCCUUGAGGUCUCAGCGAUGGGACCAGAGGCAUCUAGAGUACAAAGCAGAGCCAACGGAGGUGUGGCUGAGACUUUGUGGGAGGUGGGCCGUAGAGGGGAUCUAGAGACCACGGCUUAGACGGAGACCGCCGCGUGGGUCACUUCCUCCUCUGCACAUCCUGUGCCCUGGGGGUCCAGCCACGCACUGUCCCGGAGGCCUCAGGAGGCGAGCCCUUCCCAGGGCCCUUCGGAGGAUGACGCUGCUUCUGGGUGGUUGAUGUGGACCCUGCCGGGCCGUCAGUUUUACACUAAAUGGUCCCCAGAGGAGAGCCCAGGAGCCGAGCUCCCCAGAUCCAGGUGCUGCGCCCUGGGGUCCUGGUUAUGACCUCGCCUCUGGUGGCGCCACCUGCUGGUGCUAGUAGGGACAGCUCAUGGGCCGCUGGGUGGACGCAACAGGCCUGGGGCUGCUGUGACUGAGGACGGGGCCGCCUCCCUAGUGACUGAGUCUUUUGCUAUUUCAUAAGAAGGGAGAAACCACUGUAAAAGACAGGAGGAAGGAGCAGAUACCAGAUGUUUCAUUUCUAGAAUUUAAAAAAACAAAAAAAUCCAUUUGGUUAGGAUGAAACCACGAUCUUAACUGAGCCUGAAAGGGCCAUGGGGCCAAGCGCUGCUGGGAACUAGAGAUACUGUUAUCGUUGGAGGGAAUCCCCUUCACAUAGGAAGACCUCAUGGAAUAGACUCGGCUUGUGAUGUUUGAUGGACUGUUUCGAUUAGCUGGCCUCCAGGGAAUACUCCUGUAGGCAGCAGCUACCAUUUCCCAGCCCUGAGCAGUGUAAGACGAGACAGACUUGAAGAAACGCUGGACCUGGCGUCAGCAACCUGCGUGCAGGCCCGGCUCCGCCGUACCUUCCUCAUGUCAUUGGGACUCCCUGUCACCUCUAGGCCGUCUGGAAAAUAAGAUAAGGGAGUGAGGAGUUGGAUUGAAUGGUGGCCAGGAUCAUUUCUAACUCUGAUCUUUGAUGUCCUCUGAAUUUGUAAGUUAGAAAAAAAAAAAAAAGUGACCCAUGGACCAAUGUUUGCACAGCUUUGGAGUGUGGUUUCUAGUGGGCACGUGAAGCACUGCUGCAAGCCCGGGUACGUGGGCUGAUCCGAUGUGUCUGGAGCACCGUUCUGACAGGAUGCCAGCCGGCAAGACACAUCAAUGGGGGCAGAGGCGGAAGUGGGCCACGCAUUGUGGCUUGUAUGUUAGGUCUCUCUCCCUUGGAGCUGGGAUGGCCGUCACAUGUGUGGGCUUGGAGCGGUGGCUGUGGUGACGUGAACCACCUGUGCCUGCCCUUCAGCUUGGGCGAUUAGGUCAGCCAAGUGCAGGCCUUUCCCCGCCUUCAGAAUUCCGGGGGGUCAGCAGAGGGUACAUUCUGAGGAGAUCUACCUGCGUCUGCUAUGAGGCAGCCAUCCCAGAAAGGGGAUCACGUUUGUGGCGUUCCAUUGGGGUCUAGCUAGCUCUCAGUGAGGCAGUGUCUCUUUGCUGUGUGGCAGAGACCCAGUGGUUGGCUGGUCCCCUGGUCUGCAAUUUACAGAAGACUUCCUGAGACCUGGGGGCUGCUACCUUCAUGGUGAUCAAACUCCUCAGCAACUCCUGUGGGUCAGCCGGGUGCCAGCCACGGGUCUGCAUUCUGGAUGGGAGUGGGAAGGAUCAGAAGGUGGUUUCACCCUUGGGUUCUGCCGAUGAGAUGUGCAGAUCAGUCAGACUCUGCUGUCACUACUGGGUGGCGUUCCGGAACCUGAGGGCAUUUUAUGUUUUCUGCAUGUAUUUUUUCCUAGCACUGGUCCUUGUCUAGUUUCUAAAGGGACCAUACUUCUGAGCUUCUAGUACGCACCAAGGUGGAACAGGGCAGGGACCUUUACCUCUAGGUUGGAAUAGCCCACGAUGCCACCCCUCCCCCACCCCUUAGGGCAUUUUGAGUGCCGCAAAGUGACUUGCAACCCAGGGGCUGGAGAGUGCUUCCCCUGGACUGUACUUAGCUGGGCUCUAGGGAGAGAGUCCUGAGACAUCUCCCGGCCUCCAAGUCCUCACUGGCUGAUCCCAAACUAGCUUAGAUACACUAGGAUUUAAUCUAAGCCGAUCUAGCAAUACUGCGCUUCCUGAAAGCAUUCUGUGCGUUUCCUCUUUUCUACCGAGGUCCAUUUAUUUAUUCAUCUACCAGACACUGCACCUCCAGCGUGUGCAAGGCACCAAGCUAGGCUCUGUGAGUACUAACACUAAAGCGUGUUCACUCUAAUAUAGGGAGAGACCUGGGAGAGACUGAGGCUAAUAAAUUGCAAAGUCCAUGAAUGAUUAUAGAAAGAACUGUGGGCUCCAGAGGGAGGUGAAUAUUUCCGAUUAGAAGGAGUUAGGGGUAGCACCAUGUAGGAGGUGACUGUUUGAGCCAAGCCUUGGAGGAUGUCUGGCAGCUGGAACCAUAUUUUCCAUAUUCAUGAAUUCAGAUUUUCCUUGAUUCAGCCUAAGCGAGAGAAAGGAGAGCAAAAGGAGGUGGAUGGGGGAGAGGGCGAGGACAUAAUCCCUACAUGCUCUGACGUUUCUGAGAGGAUUUUUGAGGACCCCUGUCCUUAGUGCAGAACCCCAGCUGCCCCCGCUGAACCCAGGCCCAUUAUAAUGCUUUAUUCUGCUGUGCAGUGGCAGCCUGAGGACUUCCUGAGGGGGCCACGUGGACAGUGGCAGGUGGGACACUUGGCCACUUGUUCACGUCAAAACCUCAGUCCUGCAUCUUCUGGUUUUGACAGGACCACGUUUAGGACUGUUGCCCAUCUCUGCUUCUUUCAUAGAGAUUGCCACUUGACCGGGUCCCCCCCAGUGCUAUACCCCAGAUACCAGGUUUGGGGGCUAGUGUGACCCAGAAGGCACUGGAGUGCCACGCCACUGAGCACACAGCUCAAUCCCUAGCCUUUUCCCAGGCCAGACGCACCAAGACUGGAGUUCAGGGCCUUCGACACUAGGUGGCAGCAGUGUGGCUGCGAUGCCGCUGGCAGUUCCCCACCGGGAAGAGCUAAGGGUAAAGCUGAAGGCUCGUUUGCUUCUGGCUUCGAGCACCUACUCUGAGCUCCUGGUCUCCACUGCAGUCCUCGGCCUUUAAAGGACCACCCAGCUAGCUUGCUUACAAGUGUGACCCCAUUCGGGGUUGCAGGUACUGCCAGUGCUCAGCUGUGUGAGCUUAAGCAAAUCACUGCUGUAGAAACGGGGUUGAGGAAUGUUAAGACGAGGGCCAUCUGGUGCUAAUGUUCUUUGAUUCUCAUUUAAGGAGCUGCUGGGUAGUCUCUGAGUGAACGGCAGGACUAAUUCAAGUGUUUGCAAUAGGCCAAGGUAGUUUGGAGUGGACAGGAGAAGGAGGAAAAGCGCUUUGAUACAGUGAGAGACUUUACUGGCCUGUUCAGAUUUAACUAGAUGAGUAUUUUGUCUAUCCUGAUAGUGGGUCCCUGAAAUACUUGCAGAUUAGAGACAGGUCUGCGGAUGGACCACGGGAUAUACUCACGACAAGGGUUCAGCCUUGAGCCCCAGCCGUCUCCCGUCUGGAAGGAACUGUGAAGGUGAUGUGGCUACCAAAGGAUGAGACAGGGAACUAGCACAUAGUGCCUACUGUGUGCCUGACCUGUUAAGACAUCUGAGUGCCCGUCAUGUGCUAGGCAUUAGUUGGGCACUUCCAAAUGCUUUAUCUCACUGCAAAUGAUACAGUGGGGAUAGUGCAGGCUUUGGUAUGGGACGUUCUGGGUUCGGAUUCCACGCUGCUGCUUCUGAGUAAGGUGUCCUUGGGCUAAUUACUCGAUCUUUCUGUAUUGCAGUUUCCUCAUCUAUAAAAUGAACUUUGUAUUCUGUUUCUAUGUGGGGACACAGACUCCAGGGGGCCCUCUGAUUAUGUGGAUUAGGGCAUCCAGCACAGUGCCUGGGGCAUAGCGGAUGCUGAACCCCUGCUGUUUCUUCUCCACUCUGCAGGAUACAAUGGUGACCAAAACAGUCACAGUCUCUGUCAUCAAGGAGCUUAUCUAGACUGAACACUCAAGGGAGUGUACAAUUACAGCCCGGCGAGUGAGCACGGCACGUCCUCUCAAGUUCCAUGAUUUACACUUGCUGUUCCUCUGCUUGGGACACCUUCACCCAGUUCUUCAGCUGUAAUGGUUCUGCUUACUCAUCUCGAUACGACUAUUAUUCCCUGUGUGAAACUUCCCCCAGACUUUUUCAAAUACCCAACCUGCAGAAUUAUGAACUCCUUCCUUCACACUCCAGAAUAUUCUGUGUGUAUCGUGUAAUAAUUACAGUAAUAGCUUGUUUGCCUGUCUUCUUACAGACUAGACUGUGAGCUCCUGGGAAGAUGGUAGUUAUUUCUUUUAUGUCCUAAGGGUCUAGUAUGAGAGGUUCAAUGAAGGUUUAUCAAAUAAAUGAACGUCAGUUUUACUAAGAUAAGAUAUAUUACGUUAGGGUAUGUAAAGAAGGCAACAGUACCGAAUCACUACCACCACUAGCGUGGAACCCUUUCUAUCACAGAAAGAUUUCUCCAGGGUAAGCUGUGGGAAAAAAGGCUUAGACACGGGGGAAACAGUUCCGUCCCACUGUCAACACCAAGAGAAAACGGAAUCCUGAGAUUUUAUUAUCUACAGAGGCUUAAACACUCCCAUUGGAUUCUAAGUCAACAACACCAGUAUACAGAAGGGAUUGUAUGUUUAAUUGUCCAAGUGAAUUAGAUUAAAUCCCCUCUACGCCAACGCCAUUUCAAUGUCAAACUAAUGAGAUAAUGUAUGUGUGUAUGAUUUGUAACCUGAAUUAUACAAAUUUUAGUUAUUAUUAUAUAAUAAGUGUUCAAUACACAUUUGUAAAAUAAAUGAACAAAAUAAGAUGAUGACAGACCUUCACAGGUCACUAAGGAAUCUAAACUCAGUGGAAGACUUUCUGAUCAAUAAAAGGCUACCUAAGGGAUGUUAGUAUAAAAGAGAUUACACUCUUUUUAUUGGAUGAUAUACUUUCAUGAGAGAAAAAAACAUGAAGUUGCUAUUCUGCUUAACCAGAGUAUCGUGAAUAGGAUAUAACAACUGAGUAUAUUCAACACACCUAUUCUGUCAUAUUACUGGAGACUGAGGAAGCACUAUCAGCCUAUUUCAGAAUGUGUAGGGUGGCCCAAAUUCUUUCUGGUUGUCACACUUACGCAUGAAGAUGGGGACAUGGAGGGGAAGGAGGAAAUGUCACAGCCUUCAAAUCAAGCAGUUUACAGCAGACAUUAGAAUUCUGCAGAGUCCAAAGCAAGUGACAAGAAGGCGAGGGAGGGCCCCUGGAGUCUCAUACGGGUCACACGGUAACUGACAGUGGCUUGUGGAAUGAGGAAGAGGGCAGAACAGCUGUCCGUUUCUCAAAUCCUUCUCACUUAACUGCUGCCAAGUCAUGUCUCAGAAUAGAAACCCAACUUCUAAGAAUAAAUUAAAUGAAAUCUUUUUGUCCACAAAGUGCUACUGAGGUAGGAAAACUGAUAAGCAGUUCAACACUUUCACAAAUCUCUGGCUGGUAAUUACAGACCACGGAGAUCUGAGAACACUGUGUUCUUUUAAAUGAAAACUAGAAAUAAUCACUUCUGUAUCCACUGUUUUCGAAAGUUGACAACACCAAACUGCUCCUGUAAGUAAGGUUUACAUUUGUGGAAAGGUUCCUGUAAUUCUCUGUUAGAAAUAUUUCUUCAAGAAAUUAUUUUUGAUCAGAAAAGAUAAGAUCAUGAAGAGAUACUAAGUUUGCUGGGGGUGUGGGGAGGGGACAAGGGAGAUAUGAAAAAAAUACCCCAAGGAAACCUGUGUUCCAACAAAACAGAGUCAAUACAAGACUCAUCGUUAGCUAAAGAUUUGAUACUAGAAGUUCAUUCAUUUGUUCACCCAUUCAUUCACGAAACACUAUUAUAUGCUAGGCACUGUUCUAGAAGCUAGCUAUCCAGCUGUGAAUAAGACAAACUAGGUCUCUGGUCUUAAUGAGCUCACUUUCUAGAGGAGAAAAACAGAAAAUAAGAAAGGUAUUUUUCUCCUUUAAUCUGUGUAGCAAGACAAAAAUAAAGAAAUGAAGUUAGAAUAAGUACUUGAUGAAAUAGGCAAUGACCAGAGAGUGACUGAAUGAGAAGGAGGGUGUGAGAAGGCACAUGAAACAACUUCACACUGGGCGACUAGGGAAGACUUUUCUAAGGAGGUAACACUGGAGCUGAGACCUCAAUUGUAUGUUCAAUUAUUAGUGAAGUUGGGGGACGAAGUUGCCUAAAAGGCAGAGGAAACAGCCAGUGAAAAGGUCCUAAAUAUGCUAACAAGCUUGACGAAUCUGAGGAGGAAAGUAGCCAUUUAUGGCUGAAAUGUAGUGGGCGAGGAGAAAACUGGAAUGUGUCGACUCAGUGGCUGGCAGGUCUAGGUCAUGUAGAUCAGCGUAUGAAGUCUGGGUUUUAAGAGCAGCUGGGGAGUCCCUGAGAAUUUUAAGCAAGGGUGACAUAACCUAAUGUAUAUUUUUAAAAAGUGGGUCAGCAAACUAUGGCCCCUGCGCAAAUCCUCCCACAGCCUAUUUCUGUAAAUAAAGUUUUAUUAAAGCAGAGCCAUGCCCUUGAUCUACAUAUUAUCUAUGGCUGCUUUUGCACCACAAUGUCAGAAAUGAGUAGCUGCAACAGAAACCACAUGGCCCACAAAGCCUAUUUACUGUCUGGCCGUUUAAAGAAAAAGUUUACUGACCCACGUUUUAGUUUUAUUUUUGGCUGUGUUGGGUCUUCGUUGCUGUGUGCGGGCUUUCUCUAGUUGCGGUGAGUGGGUUUCUCAUUGCGGUGGCUUCUUCUUGUUGCGGAGCACGGGCUCUAGGAUUGCGGGCUUCGGUAGCUGCAGCACGUGGGCUCAGCAGUUGCAGCACCUGGGCCCUAGGGCGUGUGGGCUUCAGUAGUUGUGGCUUGCGGGCUCUAGAGUGCAGGCUUAGUAGUUGUGGCGCACAGGCUUAGUUGCUCCGCGGCAUGUGGGAUCUUCCUGGACCAGGGACCGAACCCGUGUCCCCUGCACUGGCAGGCAGAUUCUUAACCACUGCGCCACCAGGGAAGUCCCUGACCCAUGUUUUAAAAAGCUCCCUCUGUGCUGUGGAAAUCAGAUUGUAUGAAGGCGAGAGCAGAAGCAGGGAGACCAAGGUAGAUGAAUAUGGAUUCUAUUCUGGAGUAAAGCUACCAUAAUUGAUGGAGUGAAUCUGUGUAUGACUGGGUAAGUGCCUGUGAGCUCAAUAUGAUGUUACGCUCUAUAGAUCCAUCGUGGAGAACACUGUGGCUAUCUAGAUGUACGUGUGCCAAGGUCCAGAGGUAUGAAGGGAUGCUUCAGGGUUUUAUAAACCAUAUUAACAUAUUUGGACUCUAUCCUAAGAGCAUGAGGAGGCCCAGGAGAAUUUUAAGGAGGAGAGUACAUUGAUCAGAUUCUAACGUAUUUUAGAAAAGAUUAGAAUGGUUCACACACCAUCUCUCCAAAGCCUGUCAAAACUUCUAGGAAUCUCAGAACUGCCUUUCUCUCUCAAGAAGUUGCCUAGACUAAAAGUCUUCAGUACAGCAUUCAUGAGAAUAAUUUUGGUUGCUUUUUUAAAAUGCAGGAGCUCAAACCCUCUUCAGACGAAAUGAAUGAGAAUCUUUAAUGGAUAGGAACCAGGUAUUUGUAGUUUUAAAAGGGGGAUUUAAAGUGCACUCUUCAUUAAAAAUCACAGCUUAAGCAGGAAGGAGCUGAUUUCCCAGGAAGCCUUGUGCAGUAAUGGAAAGGCUGAAGUAUUCUGUGGCUAGAUUGUGCUUCCAUGAUCAAAGUCUAUUACUAACUCUCCUUGAAUACACAGACAUUAUUGUACUUGGAAUACAGGACAAUGAAGGGAAGGAGAGGAAAGGAGUAUUUGACUCAUCAAAUAACUAGACAUCUUAAGGAUAAAAGCAGCAGAAAUACAAACUCUUGGGUACCUUUUUCUAUCUAGUCUUUUACCUAAGAGAAACAAGAGGGUGAGUUAAGUUGACUAAACCUUGACUGCUGACAAAAAGAAAUAGAAGAAAGGGAACCUUUAUAUUAUAAAACAUCUAAUUCUAAAAUCAAAGAAGGAUGGUAAUAACUAUUAGUUAACAAACCAUUGACACAUUAGCAACUAUUUAAAAUAGAUUCUUGGACUUCCCUGGUGGCGCAGUGAUUACGAAUCCACCUGCCAAUGCAGGGGACACGGCUUCGAGCCCUGGUCCGGGAAGAUCCCACAUGCCGAGGAGCAACUAAGCCCGUGCGCCGCAACUACUGAGCCUGCACUCUAUAAAGUCUACAAGCCACAACUACUGAGCCUGCAUGCUGCAACUACUGAAGCCCACACACCUAGAGCUCGUGCUCCGCAACAAAGAGAAGCCACCGCAAUGAGAAGCCCGCACACUGCGAUGAAGACCCAAUGCAGCCAAAAAUAAAUAAAUUUAUUAGAAAAAAUAAAAUAGAUUCUUGCACAAAUGAAAGGAGAAUUAGUUUCCUAUAGGAAAACUCAGGAAGAACCAUUCACCAGAUGAACUCUUCAUAAGAACAAGCAAAUUUUAGUUGUCAUAAUCAGCAAAUGUUUUUCUUGUUCUAUAAAAUGCUGCCUCCUCAAAUCAGAAAUCCAAGUGAAUUUUAAAGGUUACUGAUUGUUACUGAAGAAAACAGAUCAAAAGAUGUUACAGUGGUUAGAAGUACUACAAUAAUAUUUUGUUGGACUACAAACAUUUUCUGUUUACAUUUUAGGUUUAUUUUUUGUUUUGACUAUUUGAAAUUUUCACUCUUUCCUGGUAACAGUUAAUAUUUACAAUUUGAGGGUUAUUUUCUCUCCAGCUCUUUUAAUUACAGACAUAAGGGGCUUCUUUCAAUGCUUCAGAUGUACUACAGUCUCUCUCCUCCAGGACUUAGACAAAUGCUACAUACUCUUUAUUUUGCCUGGAAUACUUAGCUCUCCCUUCCCCACGCUCUGAGAAAGUGAUAUAUAAUCUACUGCUUAUAUAGACCUGAAGGUCUGAAAUGGAAGUUAUCCUAAUAAAGAGUGAGGAUGGGAGGGGACAUCAUGAUUAGAAAGAUCUCUGAAGUGGGAAAGAGUUUGAUGUACCCCCAAAUUCAGAGAGGGCCAGAGUGGAUAGAAAAGGAAAGAAUGCACUAGAAAAGCAGUUUGAGGUCAGGUCCUCCAGAGGACUGCGUGUCUUAUUCAUGACUUGAACGUGUUCCCGAAAGUGAAAUUUGUAGGUAAAAGGGGAGUAAGUGCUUGGAAGCUAGUUUCAAAUUCAGGCUUUACCAUUUAUCAGUUAUGUGACCUGGGGUGAGUUAUUACAAAUAAUCUGCUUUGUAAAGGGUUGGAGCUAACUGAGGGUAAAUUUGUGAAACGACUGUUGUAUUGCCUGAUACAUUACAGGUAUUCCAUAAAUGGUGGUGGUGGUUUUUAUUAAAUAAUACCCAACAUAUGCAGAAAUUUGUGAUAUCAGUGAAGAGUGAUAAACACUUUGUUUAUAAUGGAUACUGGAUAUUUUCUACUGUUAUGAACACAGGUUAUUCCAUUCCUUCUUGAAUAUUAGUUAUAAUAUACACAAUUUUGUAUCUGUGGCACUGAACCUCACAGUUUAUCAUCUAAAACAAAAAAAUACUGAAAAAAACAUACUGAGCUAUCUGUUUCAACCUCUGUAGUAACAUGUUACAUUUAUUUUUGUCUGGGCUGUGACUGAUUUUGACCAAACCUACCAUUGAAGGGUACUUACUAUAACGUAUCUUAAGGUUUAUGGUAUGAUCUUCCACUCUGAGAAGAAAAGCACAGCUGAUAAAAUUUUCAAAUGACUUCAUCUUUUCACUUUGAUACUUUUCAAUAAAGUUGGCUCAUGGGGAUAUAAAUUACUGUACUAAGAUCAAGAAUUCAUAGAACUCAUUCAAAAGUUAAGCUGCCUUCCAUGCACCUGUUCCCUCUGAGAGGACUUAAUGUCAGCAAGAAAUAAACUUCUCUUGUGUUAAAAAAAAAAAAGUUAAGCUGCCUUGACUUUGUAAUUUAAGGAAAUUUUUACUUUACUUUUUACUUUUACUUUACUUUUUACUUCACUUCACUUCAC